Messenger RNA from Magallana angulata, 1090 nucleotides. RefSeq names its product D-beta-hydroxybutyrate dehydrogenase-like. The record is from RefSeq and is a predicted model, not a curated record. The transcript is spliced from 8 exons. Lineage: Eukaryota; Metazoa; Mollusca; Bivalvia; Ostreida; Ostreidae. Bases 191 to 973 code for a protein of 260 amino acids.
AAACCGACGUAAGUUUGUUGGUAUUGCACUUCGAAACCUGCAAUGAACUCUAAUUGUCUUCAUAUAAGUAUGACGCAGGUCCAUGUACCUUGUAGUUUCAGACAAAAGCGUACUAGUUGUUGUAUAAGAAAUGUAGAACAUCGCCGAUUAACUUUUUUUUGCUUAAUUUGUGCAAAAACACGCAGUGGAUAUGUCGGUUGCUGGUAAGACAGCCCUGAUAACGGGAUCAACAAGUGGGAUAGGACGGUCCACGGCUAAACUCCUUGCAGCCAAGGGUUGUUCGGUCUUGGUGACGGGUUCAAGGUCACCUGAAGAUGCACAGGAAGCCCUGAAGGAUAUCCAAAGCACGGCUGUUGGCAAGGUUCAAUACGUACAAAGCGACCUCCGAGAUGUUACUCAUGUGCUAGAACUGUGCAGACAAGCAGACCAAUUAUUUCCGGAGGGAAUAGAUAUCCUUGUUAACAAUGCUGGUAUACAACAUGUAGCACCGGUUGAUGAAAUGCCACUAGAAAAGUGGAACGAUCUCAUCCAGGUCAAUCUAACCACACCGUUCAUUUUGAGCAAACACGUGGUACCCGCAAUGAAAAUGAAAGGUUGGGGACGAAUAGUAAACGUGUCUUCAGUGCAGGCAAUAAUGGCUCACUACAACAAGGCGCCUUACAUUUCCUCGAAGACAGGGUUGGUUGGACUCACAAGGGCUGUUGCUAUGGAUACAGCGGCUUUUGGGAUCACGUGCAAUGCGUUGUGUCCAGCGUGGACCGACACACCUCCACCCCAGGUCAAAUUGCAUGCCGACAAGACCAAUAUGUCUAUAGAAGAAGCCAAGAAAGACCUGUUUACAAAUGCUACACCCACACGAAAAAUAAAUGAUCCAUCACAAAUUGCUGGAAUGAUCCUGUUCCUGUGUUCCCCGGAUGCAGAUAACAUGACCGGGACAUCUAUUCCAAUGGACGGUGGCAUGACUGUUCAGUAGCCAAUGGACUCCCUAGAUAUAUUGCAGCGGCAUCAUUAAAAACUAGGACCCAUGCAGCAUUAGGGAGAUAAUUUGUUCGUGUAACAAAAAGCCAAUUAUAUUCCCUUUGGAACAUCA